Molecule: messenger RNA, 1534 nt
Organism: Westerdykella ornata
Lineage: Eukaryota; Fungi; Ascomycota; Dothideomycetes; Pleosporales; Sporormiaceae
Exons: 1
Coding region: 108-1319 (403 amino acids)
Source: RefSeq, a predicted model, not a curated record
CAAACGCGUGGAGAUGAACUUUCGGGGAUGAGGAGGGAGAAGCGGAUCAGGACCGGCCAGAGUGUCCGUACCCACGAGGAGUGAGCGACUCCGAAAAGCCUCGAAUCAUGGCCGAGAUUCCGCCCUACCCCCUCUACAACCGGACCUACCUCCUAUGUCGCGUCUCCCCUCUACACACCGGCGGCGCGUCGCUCUUCGACGAUCAGGUUUUGCGGUCGCAUGCGCAACGAUUGAAGAGUCAGCUCAAAGGUGAUAACAUUCGCGGCGUCGAGGUAGAUUAUGGGGGUUCGGAGAACGCGUUGGGCAAACUGGGUCCUCUCGAGGAGUGCACAUGGCAGACCAUUGGAGACGAGGACGACUGGAUCACCCGCCAUAGACAUCUCGUAGACCCCGAUGCUUCACAGCUAUCUGCAGGCACUCCAGCCGAACAGGCUCGUGGGAUUCAAGUCACGCUGGAAUACGAGAAGACGGCAUACAACGCGUUGCUACUCCGGGACCCAUCAACCACAACAUCUCCAGAAGGCUUCACUUCGCUCCCAUUGCUCAUGCUCAAAAUGCCCGCGCCUAUCCGCACCAUCUUCAUCCACUACCUCUCGACCGCCUUCGACGCACACGUCUCUACACUGCGCCUCCCUUCCACCGUCCUCAUAUCAACACUCGAGUCGUACUUCCGACGCCUUUCAGCGCCCAACUCUACCCAGACCAUCCCCGACGUGAUCCGCCAGCUCCAGAUUCAGCUAUCAUUCCCCACGACGACCACCCUCCUCAAACACAUCGACAUCACCCUCUCCGCAGCAGACGUACCCCUCUUCGUGAAGCGCGGGAAAUCCCUGCGCCCGACGACAGACACGCCCUUCACAUCAGCCCUAUCUCUCUACCUGCAGACUCACCUCGCUCUCACAUUAUCACACCCCGAUGUACACAUCACGAAAAUCACCUGCGCACCCAUAACACUGAGCACCGACCGGGUCAAGAUUUCCGUCCCCGAAGUCUUAGAUGUAUCCAUGUCGGAAGGCGAUGCGGAUGCACCAGAGCAAAGUCCAGCCCAACUCGCUCUGCAGGAUCUCUACGAAGCACUCGUUCGAGAGGCCGCUGGCACGGGAAAAUUCCUAGAUUCCUCGUCGUCGCCGCACCGGGACGAAGUCGCUUCACCACCAACACCGUUCUCCUCGGACAGCAAUCCGGGCAAACGGGCCGCAAACAGGAAACGUGCGGUCAGUACUACAUCGACUGCGAAUGUUUCGCAACCAAAAAGGAAUAGAUCGAGAGCAGGAAUUGGAUCAGGAGCGGUCGGCGACGUGGAGAUGCGCGAUACAUGAGUAUGUUGCCGCUCUCCGAGCCCUUUACGCCAUGCCAGAUACCCGCAAGUUUGCAUUAUUUCGUCCUUGAUUUUCUUUUAGCAGAGUUUGUAUUACGGGCAGAUUAUGAGCUGGAGCACACCAUGUUUGGGCCGGACGAUGCAACACGGUCAUGAAUACUUGUAGAUACCCAUGCGUUAGGACUCGCAUAACUUCAAAAAUCGAUGGUUCAGAAA